AUGACCCAGUUUCUCACUGAGAGGAGGCAAAUUAAAGAGAUAAUUGAUAAAAAGGAAGCAGAAGGAGAUUUUUUCACGACUCCUUUUACUAAUCUCGAAUUCAAACCCCAUUUUAGCCAAAAAGUAGAUAAGGAACGUAAAGGAGAUGCCUUAUUAAUCAAGGACCCUAACCAAGUGGAAAAAUUAACUGAAACUAGGAAUAUCAAAUCGUCCUCACCUUAUCAAAUUGCUUUUGAGGUUGUUAACCAAGUAAAAGAAGGGCUUGGUCGAAAAGCAGAUGGAGAAAGGGAAAGUUAUACUCAUGUUCUUGAAAUUAAGCCCCUAGAUUUAGGAAUAAAAGGAUUGUCGCCGAUUACUCGGUUAGUUUUUUAUUUUUAUGACGAAAUUAACCCGCUGGCCGCUGGCAAUUAUGAAUUAACUAAAUGCGAGUUAUACAAAAGUCCAAUCUUAGCAAACUCGGUCGGAAAAACUUUUACCAUGAAAGUUAAGGAGUUUAAAAUUGAUAGCGACAGUAAUACUUUAUCUUUUAGUAGCAAUUAUGAUUAUGUUUUUGGUUCUUUAUCCGAAAAGAAAAGCCAAGAUAGCCCAGAAAAUCCUGCUAAAACGCCGCCAAAAAAUG
Messenger RNA from Paraglomus brasilianum, 619 nucleotides. Lineage: Eukaryota; Fungi; Glomeromycota; Glomeromycetes; Paraglomerales; Paraglomeraceae. The record is from the annotation of a GenBank genome assembly.